This is a messenger RNA of Brenthis ino (lesser marbled fritillary), 561 nucleotides long. Lineage: Eukaryota; Metazoa; Arthropoda; Insecta; Lepidoptera; Nymphalidae. The record is from the annotation of a GenBank genome assembly.
AUGUUCUGUGAGCUACCACAAUUUGGCAGAUGCUGCUUUUGCUUGCCCUUGAGAAGGGGUGUUUUGGCGUUUGGAUACUUAAACAUAGUUUUCUCCAUAUUUAUCCUAGUGGUUUGUAGUUUAUUAGUGCAUAACAACGUCAGAGUUGUGCUGGUAUACCGUGGAGUAACGACGAUUCAGGCAGAGCUAUGCUUAACGAUAUACUGUGUGGAUACUUUGUUCAACGUAUUAUUAGUAUACGGAGCUCAUAAGCAAAUUGUAUCUUAUCUGAGGUAUUUCUACUAUUAUACUCUCUCUACGACCAUAGCGUUGGUUGUAAUAGAAAUUCUAACUAUGAUUGACCAUUACUAUAACUUGAGCGUCUAUUACCAGAUAGCGACGCUUACUUUCUUCUUUACAGGAUUAUGCAUCCAUCUCUACCUGCAGUUCUUAGUGCGAAGUCUUAUGUACAGGAUAGAUAAUUCAGGAUGCGCACACGAGAAUCAACUCCACCAGUUCGUCAACGGAGAAUUGAAAGUUGAAGGAAAAUGUCCCAGCACGGUUGUGCCUAUUGAAAAUGCG